GGAAGAGCCGCUGCGAUCCCCCUCCCCUUGGGUCUGCUUCUGCUGCCCUUUUCCAGCACAUCCGUUGCCUAGGCUCCCCCGGCUCUGCCUAGGGAGGGUGUGCUGCUAGCAACCAUCUGCGAGGCAAGAGGAUGCAGGAACAAAAGAAGAAGCAAGAUGGGACCGUGCUUGGCGGCGGCCGUGGGUUGCCACAGCUCCUGGGCCCUCAGCCCCAGAGCCCACCCGCUCCGUCUCACUGGAAUCUCGGACGCUGCCAGCGCCGGCGAGGAGCCCUGCCACAGACAGAGUAGUGCUCGUACCUGGGCGCGCGUUUCCACCCGCGCGCGGCACCCUGCCCAGCCCGAACUAGGGCUGCUCCCCCCGUUUCGAAAUAUUCAGCACCCAGCCCAGAGAGGGAGAGAGAGGGAGGCACCCACCGAGAAGGCGGCCUAAAGUGAACGGUCCCCUGCUGCCUACCUACGGGAUAGGCGACCCCGACUCGGCAGCGGGUGGGGGCAGGCCAGGCAAAGGCGAGCCGUCCUCUUUCCGUUUUCCCACCCUUGCCUCUGCUCUCACAUCCCCUGCUCGGAUGGAGAAGGGAGCGAGUUUUGGGAUCUUCAUGCACACUCGAUUUAAGUCACUCCCAUGCCCGGCCGACCUGCCUUUCGUCCGUCCUCUUUUCCCUCCUCCUCCCCCAUCUCUUCCAAGCUGUAGUUGUUGUUGCUACCCGGACACUCAUUCGGUUUAGUAUCCUUCUCGCCGUCCUUCAUUUAUAAUUUCGAUUCUCCACGAGCAGGCACUCGCCAUCCAGAUACGAUAUCCCGCCGCAAACCCACGAGCCCUACUGUUUACAGUUUUUGGAAGAAGCAUCACCAAUAAAAAGGAGGCAGGACACUCUCGAAAUCGGCUCGAUCGUCGAUUUCAUAAUCCUCCGGACAAAAAAAAAACAGAACCGAAGAAACACAUACAGCCAAGAUGAAGUUCUCUUCAGCAUUCGCUCUGGGCUUUGCCACCCAGGUCCUGGCCAAGGCCGCCCACAACGUCUACCCGGUCAAGGCCCGUGAGGUCAAGCGUGACGGACAUCUCAAGUCCCAGAUGAUUCCCAUGGCCGAGCUGCCCAACGGCGCUGCUGAGCUUAUCAAGCUCGGCAUGUCUGGUGCCGGUCUCACGGCCGGUGGUGCCACCAAGACCGAUGUCAUCAUCAUCUGGGUCAACGGCGGUGGCGGUGUCGCGACCACCAGGAUCAACGAGCAGUCGACUGUCACCGUGACCAAAACGGUCGGAGGAGGUGGUGGUGGUGGUACGGCGCCGCCGCCUGCUGCCACCCCGCCUGCGCCUCCCACUGAGGGCGGUGCCGUCGCGCCGCCGCCGCCGGCCGCCGCACCCCCCGGUGCCCAAGCUACUCACCAGGUUACCGUCGGUGGCCCCAAGGGUCUGUCUUUCGAGCCCCAGGAGCUCAAGGCCGCCAUCGGCGACAUGGUUGUCUUCACCUUCCUGAGCCAGAACCACACCGCUACCCAGUCUGCCUUCGACACCCCUUGCGACCCCCUUGCUGGUGGCAUGGACUCUGGCUUCCAGACCAACGCCAACAACACCAUGAACCCGCCUCCCCAGGUUGCGAUGCAGGUCAUGGUUGAGACCCCGCUUUGGUUCUUCUGCCGCCAGGGCAACCACUGCGGUAACGGCAUGGUCUUCUCCAUCAACCCCACCGCCGCCAAGACCCACGCCAACUUCCAGUCUCUGGCCAUCAAGCAGAAGGGCAAGGGCAAGAACACUGCCAUCACCGGCGGCGCUGCUGCUCCCGGUGCUGGUGCCGCCGCUCCCCCGCCCGCCGCUGCUCCCGCCGCCGGCGCUGGCUCCGCACUUCCUCCCGCGCCCGCCGCCGGUGCUGUCGCCGGCAGCGGUCCUCAGCGCGGCGCCGGCCAGACGCUCCCUGACGGCUCGUGCCAGUGCACCGUCAUCUGCGGUGCCGGUUCCUUCCCUGCCGUCGCCGCCCAAGGCCUGGGCGCUUUCGGUGGCAUGCCUGGCUCCGUACCUGCUGCCAUGAUGGGUAUUUAAGACCAAUACGGCUUUUACAACUCCUUUUGUAUUGAUGAAUGACCACAUUUAUGGCACGCGGGGUCUCGGAGGGCGAGUUUAUACCUUGUUUAUCUUGAAUGUUGUACUAGACUCACCAUACCAUAACGCCUUUUUUUCUUCGCUUCCCUUGGGGCUCCAAGAGAACCAAAAAUACCCUUUUGGCUAGAUGUUUUUUUUUUUUCUGUUUUCAUUUCCUCCCUUCUUCUUCCGCAAACCACACUCUUCUUUUGGGUAAUGGGGCGAGGAACUCCUAAACACACCCGAAGGGUUCGUAUCCCUGGAUGACCUUAAUAAAUGAAUACUUUCUUUGUGUUAAAACCAAAAAAUAAAAACAUAAAAAAGAGAUGUUGGCUGGUUUCAACUAAACAGCUGUUCUUUUCCCCCUUGCUAUAGCAGGCGUGGAACCCAAUAUGUGC
Messenger RNA from Gaeumannomyces tritici R3-111a-1, 2474 nucleotides. RefSeq lists its product as hypothetical. NCBI's taxonomy places the organism in Eukaryota, Fungi, Ascomycota, Sordariomycetes, Magnaporthales, Magnaporthaceae. The record is from RefSeq and is a predicted model, not a curated record. The transcript has 2 exons. Bases 955 to 2037 code for a protein of 360 amino acids.